Molecule: messenger RNA, 5368 nt
Organism: Toxotes jaculatrix (banded archerfish)
Lineage: Eukaryota; Metazoa; Chordata; Actinopteri; Toxotidae
Product: serine/threonine-protein kinase PAK 3
Exons: 16
Coding region: 178-1905 (575 amino acids)
Biological process (GO): intracellular signal transduction; regulation of MAPK cascade; regulation of actin cytoskeleton organization
Cellular component (GO): cytoplasm
Molecular function (GO): protein serine/threonine kinase activity; ATP binding
Source: RefSeq, a predicted model, not a curated record
ACAAGCUUGCUUUUAGGGUCAGGAACUGGUCUGACAAGAGAAUGGCAAUCCUGCCUUUAAACUGUCACUAGGACUGUAUGGUUGACGAUGAAUCUACCACAGCUCCAGGCCCAAAGGCGAAACGCUGAGCAAGAGAAUGUGAAGACAUAUUUCAGGACAUUGUGAGUGCCACUAAAGAUGUCUGAUAGUGUCGAUAUUGAAGAGAAACCACCAGCCCCCCCCUUGAGAAUGAACAGUAGUUCCCGAGACUCUUCAUCAGUGAAUCACGCCUCUAAACCGCUUCCAAUGGCUCCUGAAGAGAAAAACAAGAAGGUUCGCCUGCGCUCCAUCUUCCCCGGGGGAGACAAGACAAAUAAGAAGAAGGAGAAGGAACGUCCUGAGAUAUCCCUACCCUCAGACUUUGAACACACCAUUCAUGUUGGCUUUGAUGCUGUAACAGGAGAAUUCACGGGUAUCCCAGAGCAGUGGGCGCGGCUCCUACAGACCUCGAACAUCACCAAGCUGGAGCAGAAGAAGAACCCACAGGCCGUGUUGGACGUCUUAAAGUUUUAUGACUCCAAAGAGACCGUCAACAACCAGAAAUAUAUGAGCUUCACCUCUGGAGACAAGUCGGCGCAUGGGUACAUAGCAGCAAACACUCUGAACCGACUGCUGUCAUCUGGGCCUCCUGUCAGCCUUAGAACCUGCAGCGCAUUAUUUGACAAGGGUGCCAAAACAUCAUCAUCAGAGCCCCCAAUUGCUCCACCCGUGUCAGAGGAGGAGGAUGAAGAGGAAGAGGAAGAGGAGGAGGAGGAGGAAGAUGAGGAUGACGACGACGAAUUGCCCCCGGUCAUUGCACCUCGGCCCGAGCACACCAAAUCUAUCUACACACGCUCCGUCAUGGACCCACCAAAGCCUCCCACUCCUGUGAAAGAAGUGUUGACUCCGCCGGAGUCGCAGGUCCAGCCGGAGAACACGUCCAACACAAUGUAUCGCCACACUGACCGCCAGAGGAAGAAGUCCAAAAUGACAGAUGAGGAAAUUCUGGAGAGACUCAGGAGUAUUGUGAGCGUGGGGGAUCCCAAAAAGAAGUACACGCGCUUCGAGAAAAUAGGACAGGGAGCAUCCGGCACUGUGUACACUGCCAUCGACAUAGCAACUGGCCAAGAGGUGGCCAUUAAGCAGAUGAACCUGCAGCAGCAGCCGAAGAAAGAGCUGAUCAUCAAUGAGAUCUUGGUGAUGAGGGAAAACAAGAACUCCAAUAUAGUGAACUAUUUGGACAGUUACUUGGUGGGAGAUGAGCUAUGGGUGGUGAUGGAGUAUUUGGCCGGUGGCUCAUUGACAGAUGUAGUGACUGAGACGUGCAUGGAUGAGGGCCAGAUUGCUGCGGUCUGCAGAGAGUGUCUUCAAGCUCUGGACUUCCUACACUCCAACCAGGUGAUCCACAGAGAUAUAAAAAGUGACAACAUCCUCUUGGGUAUGGACGGAUCUGUCAAGCUCACCGAUUUUGGCUUCUGUGCCCAGAUCACUCCAGAGCAGAACAAGCGCAGCACGAUGGUGGGAACGCCCUACUGGAUGGCACCGGAGGUGGUGACUCGGAAGGCUUAUGGUCCUAAAGUGGAUAUCUGGUCUCUUGGAAUCAUGGCGAUAGAGAUGGUGGAGGGAGAACCACCCUACCUGAAUGAGAAUCCACUCAGGGCGCUGUACCUGAUAGCUACCAACGGGACUCCAGAGCUGCAGAACCCAGAGAGGCUGUCGUCUGUGUUCAGAGACUUCCUCAACCGCUGUCUGGAGAUGGAUGUGGACCGCAGAGGCUCUGCCAAGGAGCUGCUACAGCAUUCCUUCCUCAAGCUGGCGAAGCCUCUAUCCAGCCUGACGCCUCUGAUUGUAGCUGCGAAGGAAGCCAUAAAGAACAGCAGUCGCUAGGGAGCGCCCUCUGUCCACACCCAAGGCUGGAGCCCUGCCUGUGUUGUGUGCGUUCAUCGGGGCAGGGGGACUUGGGUGUAUGGGUGGUGGGUGAUGUGAUAGUGACAGCACAAGGAGGGGGUCUGUGUGACUUACAGUGACAGCACAAGGACAAAAGACCCCCAGGCCUCAUAUGUAGGACGGACAUCUGGCCUUGCAGCCUCUCGGCCCAUGCUGCUGAAAAGACCUUGCCUCUUCGUUUACUUCUCCAGCACUCUGUACAUGUAGAGCAGUCCAUCACAAGUAUGUGUGCGUGUGCGUUUGGGUGCGUGUGUGCAAACCGUGCACAUCUCUUUGUGUCAUAUGUUUCAUUUGGGCAGCACUCGCUCCCCAAACCCCUGCGUCCGCCCCCCCAAAAAAAAUAGGGUGAAAAAAUUCAAAAGAAAGUGUGCUCAGAAACUUCAGGAGCAAAGAGGAGAAGCAAACAAAACUGAAGAGCCCUUGAUUCCUUCCCUGGCCGGCUGUAGGCUUGGUUUUCUUUUCUCUAGUCCCACUCCCACGGAGCACGAUCAGGCCACACCUGCACCUGCAGUGACCAGCUGAUGUGAGAGAGCAACUCUGGACCCAACCUUUGCCUGCAUGACUAUGGCUCUGAGCAGAAACAUUGCUACUCCUCUGCAGACUGUCACAUCUCAAGGUGGUGGAUUUUUGUGUUCGUUGUGUGUGUGUUUGUGUGUGUGAAUGCUUGUAGGGGUGCAGCUACAGGGGAAAAAGUCAGGAAUAAUUUCACAUGACACUAUGGCCAGCUUUAAACAUCCUUCAGUAAUCAUGGAGGUUAAUUUACUGACUUUCUUUCCAAAACUGGUGUCUACGAUGUGACUCAGCUGCAGAUCACCUAUUCAAAUAUUACAUUUUAAAUAUAUAAUAUUCAUAAUUUCUUAUCCAGGAGGAAAGUGUCACACAUCAUACAUUGAUACACACACGUUUACACUAACAUGUAGAUGACCUGUCAUGUAUUUAAAUCAACAUUUGAUGCUGAAAACACGAUGAGACCUGACUAGACUAAAACAGUGCACAUUCACAGUCAGUUUCAUUGCCAAUGCAUUUCAUCUGUAAAUGAGACAGAUCCUUAAAAAAUGCAUGUAAACAUACACUAUGGCUUUCAUUGUGUACAAGCAUCUCAAAUAGGAUUAUCCAUACUGGUAUCUGUGGCUUUCUUCUCAUGACAUCUAUCUUAAUAUAAAGGCCUUCUUUUAUAUUUCUUCUGACAGUUUAGUAUUGAAAGACAAACAGUAGAUGAGAGACUCAACAGAGAUAUGAAUGUUUUCAUUUAAAUAUCUAUAUUUGGUGAUGGAUAUUCCUUAUUAAGGUGCUGGCACACAGUGAACAGUGUGUAUUCCUAAAUCCCAACAUUUCAGAUUUUCAAAUGAGCUCUUUUUUAUGUUUCCCAGGGGGCCCCAAGCAUCCUUGUAUCUUCAGACCUUAAGCAGGAAUUAACAAGAUACAAGAUCCAAAAAAAACAUUGCAAAUAUAAAAUACAUACAAUAAAAUGAAUAUAAAUGUAUUCACUCCAAAUUGUUCAGUUAUAGCAACAGUCUGCAACAAGACAUGGAAGGAGAAAGAAAUUUUCCUCAUCAUGUAAUUCAUGCAUUAUUUAAACAGAUGACUGUUUAAAUAACUAUGUCAAAUGAUUACGAGAGACAUCUAAGUUUGAAGUUGUUUCAGUUCUCCUCCAAUCUGGAAAAUGAUUCCUCUGUUUUUCAGGAGCAUAAACAUGGGGCAUUAGCACAUCCUGUGGUCUCAUCAUCUUAGUUUGCCGAACACAUUAUGUGACUGUGACUAUACGCGUUUGGAUUGAAUGCCAGCAAAAUCCUGGCCUACCUUUUCCAGGUGAACAUACUAAAUAUUCAACAACAGGUCUAAUAAGGCACUGGCCACCAGCUGCCCUCCUCACCCACCUGCCCUCUCCCUCCUCUUCUCCUUUGGUGCUUCAGUGCUGCUCAUUCAUGCUUCAGUGUCCUUUUGUCUUUUGAUGAUGUCUUCUGUGACUUUUCUCUUGUGAUCUGUUUUGUAGUGAGGUUUUUUUUUUGGACAUGUGGCAGAUUAGAGAGGGCGGGAUGUUAACCACUGAGCGAAGAUAGUGAGCACCAUUUCAUGAUUGUACCUCAUGACCACCGAAAACAGAAACUGUAGUAAAAGUUCAUAUUGUUUCCUAACAUUCCUUCCAUCCCUGGUUAGCCUUUAAACUCAUUCCUGUACAGACGUUAUCUACUUCGUGUCAAUAUUUGGUAGGCAUUUCCCAUGUAGCAUCCCUCUGUGCAUGAGUGUGUGUGUGUGUGUGUUUGUGUGUUAGGGGGCUACCUCAAUCUGCACUAGAAGAUGCCUCACUCGUGUUGUCCACCUUGACUUUGAGGUGCAGGGUAGCUGUUUAGUCAUAUUGUACCUCCAUUGUACAGCAAAUGUACAGAAGAUGAAGGAGUGAUGUUAGACAGGAGGAUGCAACAGAAUUCAUGCAUGUAAAACAAACUAUACACUGUAUCUCAUUUUCAAAUAGGUUAAGAUUGUUAGAAUAUGUAUGUAUGUAUGUAAAUAUGACGGGAACCCCCCCCCCCCCCCCCCCCCUCCUCCUUUUUUUUCAGAAUUAUGUAACUUAAAAUGACAAUAUUCAGGUUGCUCUAUGGUAUGUAUCAAUAAAUGUUUUGCACCCUGGAAAUCAAAAAAGAGAAAAACAAAAACACACACGCUGUCUCUGCACUCCUGGACCCAGCUCUCCUGUUUGGGCUUUAUCGGACACUCCUUCAUCUGGACAGAGAGCCGAUGAAGGCAGCACUCUGUGUGCGGGCCCACACAGUCUGUCCUGAGUACCACUGCUGAGUGUUAGUACAUGUAUGUGUGCGUGCGGUAGGUGUGGGGGGGGCCUGUCAGGAAGCUUCGCCGGGCCCCUGGGACGUUUGGCCUUGGCCCCAUGUACAGGUCUGAACAAUGAGCACAAAGGUGAAUUUCAGGACAAGAGACACCGCUGACGUGCCCCUCUUCUGUGGUUGCGCCUGUACAUUCCUAUCUUCUGAAUGUGUAAACCUGUACACGUGGUGUGAAAAUUCCUCUAUUAAUGUGUAUCAAGAGAAUGGAACAAAGACAAAAAUGUUACUUUUUAAAUUAUUAUCAUUAUUAUUAUUAUUACUCUUAUUAUUGUCUAGCUUUGUAAAACUGCUGAUCCAUCGGGCAUACCUCAGCAGGCCUUUCCCCAUCUUUGAAAAAGGACAAAUGAUUGACGGGGAAAUGAGGUUUUGGAUAAACUAUUUUUAAUUGUGGUUGAAGCAAUAGACUUUUUGAACUUUGAAUUGUGCAUGGCUGUGUCUUGAGUGUAAAAAAAAAACAAACAAAAAACAAAAUAUUGCAGUUUGGGAACUGGACUGAAAUAAAAAGAGGAAGAAAACCAGAGUUGUGAUAAUGCUUGUGGGCUAUUAUGGUUGAAUUUACUUCA